UGUAACAUUUUUGCGUUGCCUGUUACGCAGGUAGGAGGGUAGCUGGUGACUGCAUUAACCAACAUGUUCAUCAAUCUCCUGCAUGUCGUGAUAGAUCGCUUCUGCAAACCCGAAUGAGAGAAACUUAUAAAACCAGAAAAGACACACCUUGUUUCGAGGACCUACACACAGUGCGAUAUUAAGCCUAUUCUGUAACCUUUUGGUUCAUGAUGAAAUCGAAGAAAUAUUUAAAGAACAAACCUGCCCAUUAACAACAGCAUUCCCAUAUUGUGCUUCCAGCUACUAUAUUGUGGACAGUUUUAGACUCAACGACUGCGCUUAAAGCAGAGACCAGCUGAAAGCUAAGCAUCAGCUCAAGAGGCUGUCAAUGACUUUCUCUGACAAAAACAUCUGCGAUCUCCCAUCUCCCGGCCACUUGUGCUUCAAUGGAAGGUGACAGCAAUCUCUCUGACCUAAAUAGAAUGUGUUUUUUUUACAUCGAGCAGAGCUACUGUUUUUAUAGUCCUACACCUGAGUGCUUGAAAAUAUAGUGCGUGUGUGUGGAAAAAAAAAAAAACUGCCCUUACCCUCAGCCUGAACAAAUUUCUCAACAUGAAUUAUACAAGAUCUCAUUAGCGUGAUGUUAAGGUCCACAAAGAGGUCUGGUUACUCCAAACUACAAGCAAUGGCUGCUUGCUUGUUUGAAUGAGAGAUGUGCAAGAUAAAUUACAUUGACGUAGUCUUUAAAACAAGGCAAAAAAAAGAAACAGUGAAAUGACAGUAUUUGUUUUCCCCCAAAAAUAACCCAAACUUUAACAAAAUUCCAGGCAUUUAAACGUAGUCCUAGCCACCUGCUGGUCACUAAACUCAUUACACUUGAUUUAAACUUAGUCUUAGCCACCUGCUGGCCACUAAAUUCAUUACACUCGAUUUAAACUUAGUCUUAGCCACCUGCUGACCACUCAACUCAUUACACUUGAUUUAACGUUGGCUUUAGCUGACUGUUGGGUACUCAAAAAAUGGCACUCUAUAUUUUUUGCUGAAUGAGGACAUUGCCCAUUUUAUUGCAGGUUCUGUGGCCCCCACAGACCCCCAGGUGAACUGUGCACGGCAGUAGCUCAGCUGCAGUCACAGACAGCAAUCACUACUUAUUCCAUCCAUGACACUCCCGCCACACAGCACAAUGAAGAUGCCUCUAACGAGCGAGGAACUGUCGCUUCCUUCUCCUUGGCAACGGUGCCUUGGUAACGGCAGGGAAAUUGAACAUCAAACUCAAACUAGUCCCAUCCUUCCACCACCAUUGCCCCCUCCCCUCCCCUCCCCUCACUACUCCUUUACUUGUCACUGUGCAUCAGCUGCACCUGCAGACAGAGAGAACAAGCAACACAGACACAGCAAGAGACAGAGCCGAGAGGAAAGGGAAGCUUACUUCUUCACUUCCAGAGAAGGGCAGCUAACGCUAGCUCUGUGUUUGUUGCUGGAACAACACUGGGAGCCUAAAAUCGUUUGACAGAGAAAAACAACAGAAAGCAUACAAGUGUAAAGCCCUGUGUGAGUGCUUUGACCCAGAGAAUCGUGGAAGACAACAGCAGGGUCUGUGACUCUAGAGGAGGAGGGAGCCAGAGAGCCAAGGCUAGCGUCAAGCAGGCCUUAUCUGUCCUGCAGCAGCCUCUUUUCCACACCUGAAGAAAAGGAGAAUAAACAGCAAGAUGGGAUCUGGUUCUUCAGCCUACGCCCCCAGAACCAUCCACCUGGACGUGGAAGGGAAGGUGCAGAAGGUGAUGUUCAGCCGACACUGCAGUCCAUGUGAUAUCAAGGAGCUGCUGUGUUCUUCGUCUAAUAUCCCCAGAAACACUGCAAUCAUGCUGGUGGACCGAGAAGGAGCCAUCAUUUCCAUUGACCCUACAAUGCCAUCGAAUUCCCGCAGUAGUCUGUACAAAGUCGUCCCUUUAUCGACUGGUCAGCUGGGAGAGAAAGAGGACAUGUUUCAGAAUGUCUUGUCCCAGGUGGCUGAGCAGUUCAGCAGAGCCUUUAGGAUCAACGAGCUGAAGACAGAGGUGACGAACAGACUGGCCAUGCUAGAGAAGAGAGUGGAGUUGGAGGGUCUGAAGGUGGUGGAGAUUGAGAAGUGUAAGAACGACUUGAAGAAGCUCAGGGAUGAGAUGACUUCCAGAGGCAGCAGAGUGAACUGCCCUUGUAAGUAUAACUUCCCUGAUGAUGGUAAGAAGAUGACACCCAGGAGGGAUGUCCCCAGCUAUCCCAAGUACACUCUGUCCCAGGAGACCAUCGAGGCUCUGAAGAAGCCUACCUUUGAUGUGUGGCACUGGGAACACAAUGAGAUGCUGAGCUGUUUGGAGUAUAUGUACCAUGAUCUGGGCCUGGUAAAGGAGUUCAACAUGAACCCAAUCACACUAAAACGCUGGCUGCUGAGCAUUCAGGAGAACUACCGCAACAACCCCUUCCACAACUUCCGUCACUGCUUCUGCGUCAGCCAGAUGAUGUACGGCAUGAUUCACCUGUGCAACCUGCAGGAGAAGCUGACCCAGACUGACAUGGGGAUUCUCAUGACUGCAGCAGUGUGCCACGACCUGGAUCACCCCGGCUACAACAACACUUAUCAGAUCAACGCGCGCACGGAGCUGGCUGUCCGCUACAAUGACAUCUCUCCACUGGAGAACCACCACUGCGCCGUGGCCUUCCAAAUCCUCACCCAGCCGGAGUGCAACAUCUUUGGCAAUGUGGACUCCGAGGUCUUCAAGCAGAUCAGACAGGCCAUCAUCACCCUGGUCCUAGCCACUGACAUGGCCCGCCACGGAGAGAUACUAGACUCUUUCAAACAGAAAGUGGACAACUUUGACUUUACAAACGAGGAGCAUGUGACCUGUUUGAAGAUGGUGCUGAUUAAGUGCUGUGACAUCUCCAAUGAGGUGCGACCCACAGAAGUGGCAGAGCCCUGGGUGGACUGCCUGCUAGAGGAGUACUUCAUGCAGAGUGACCGGGAGAAGUCGGAAGGGCUCCCAGUAGCUCCCUUCAUGGACCGGGACAAAGUCACCAAGCCCACGGCUCAGAUCGGCUUCAUCAAAUUCGUUCUGAUCCCCAUGUUUGAAACGGUCAUGAAGCUGUUCCCUCAGAUCGAGGAGAUCAUGGUGCAGCCGCUGAGAGACUCCCGUGAUCACUACGAGGAGCUGAAGCAAAUCGACGAUGCCAUGACCGAGGCACAGAAGAAAAAAACUGAAAAUAUGUCACUAGGAGGGAAGAAGAAAUAGGAAAGCCCUCGCCAGUGUGGUAUUGUGGAUCGUGGUUGUCCGUUCGGUUUGGGGAUCUCAACAGGCCUUCCAGCUGAGGCUGGCGCUGUGGGAUUGAGUCUUCCUUCAUGAGCCACUCACAGCAGUGGUCGGAGAGUUUCACAGUCCAGCGGAUUUGUUCCUACAAAGGAUUUUGGAAUUAGUUAUUGGUAACGCUUCAUUCUAGGUAGCAUUAGUUACACAAUAAAGACACCCUGAAAGAGACAAGCUUCCCACCGUCUCGGUGUGUUUAACAUGCCUUUGCCAAGGGAGUGUGUGUGUGAAAACAAACAGUGGAGGUACUUGUAGGCUUUGAUGCCAUGGUAACAAUACUAACUUUUAAAUCAAUUAAUGUGUUUGCAAUGUCAUUUAUUACAUAAUUAAUGAUCUGCUAUUCCUUUCUAUUUAAAUC
Molecule: messenger RNA, 3675 nt
Organism: Polyodon spathula (Mississippi paddlefish)
Lineage: Eukaryota; Metazoa; Chordata; Actinopteri; Acipenseriformes; Polyodontidae
Product: high affinity cGMP-specific 3',5'-cyclic phosphodiesterase 9A
Exons: 20
Coding region: 1689-3245 (518 amino acids)
Biological process (GO): cGMP catabolic process
Molecular function (GO): 3',5'-cyclic-GMP phosphodiesterase activity
Source: RefSeq, a predicted model, not a curated record